AUGGAUCAUAAGCUCCUUCCUCGCGUACUCAUUUUCCCAUUACCUAUUCAAAGCCCAGUGAACAGCAUGAUGAAGCUGGCUGAACUUUUGUGCUUGGCCGGGCUGCAGGUAACAUUCCUCAUCACAAAAUACAACCACAAACGUCUUCUACACUGCACCGAUAUUCAAACCCGUCUUGCCGAAUAUCAUGGACAGCUCCAUUUGGAAACUAUUGAGGAUGGCCUGCCAGAAGACGAUCCUCGGAAUGUCGAAAAGUUUGCGGAGAUUAUAGAUUCCUUGCAAACUGUUGGGCAGCCUUUCUUAAGGGAAUUACUGCAAGAAAACAUGAGCCGUAACACACCGAUCACCUGCGUAAUAGCCGAGGGGUUUUACUACUAUGCACUUGACAUCACAGGGGAACUCGGCAUUCCGCUCAUCUUUUUCGAAACGAUAAGCCCUUGCUGCCUUUGGGUGUACUUUUGCCUUACUAAACUCAUGGAAGAUGGCCAACUCCCUUUCAAAGGGGAUGACCUGGACACGCUGGUGACAAGCAUUCCGGGAAUGGAAGGUGUCCUCCGGUUUCGAGAUCUCCCAGACUUUUGCCGGCGAGAUUACAGCCUAGACGGGAAUGCGAGGCUAGUGUUCAAAUCAAUCCAGGCCUAUCCCCGGGCAGUGGGCCUCAUCCUCAAUUCAUUUGCCGAGCUGGAAAGCCCAGUUUCCUCUCAUCUCCGUUCAAAAGUUCCCCACUUGUACAUGAUUAGGCUAGUCCAACUUCAUCUAAAGAAAGCAAUACUCCAAGGCCAACAAUCUCAAGAAUACCCAAACCUAUCCAACAGUUUCUGGGUAGAAGAUAGAAAUUGUCUGAAAUGGCUCGACUCACAACCAUCGAAGUCGGUGAUUUACAUAAGCUUUGGAAGCCUCUUCAACUUAUCAAAUGAAGAGUUGUUAGAAUUUUGGCAUGGCGUAAUGAAGAGUGGGUAUAGAUUUCUUUGGCUGAUCAGGCCAGGCUCAAUCAAGGAACAAAAUGAUGGGUUCUUAAAGGGCCUAAACGACAAAACCAAUGAUUUAGGCCUGAUUGUGAGCUGGUGUCCACAAGAGGAAGUCCUAGCCCAUCCAGCAAUUGGUGGAUUUCUAACCCACAGUGGAUGGAACUCAACCCUGGAAAGCAUAAUUGGAAUGGAGGAGUCCCCAUGA
This is a messenger RNA of Oldenlandia corymbosa var. corymbosa, 1173 nucleotides long. NCBI's taxonomy places the organism in Eukaryota, Viridiplantae, Streptophyta, Magnoliopsida, Gentianales, Rubiaceae. The record is from the annotation of a GenBank genome assembly.